GGCAGAGAGAGGAGUUAGAAACCUGCCUGCAGAGAGGACAGAGGGAUAAUAAUCAUGUCAGCCUCCUGGAAGCAGCUCCUUUUUCAGAUCCUCCUCCUCCUCGUCUCCUGCAGACGCAUCAAUACAAAAACACCUGGUCCGACGCCCCCACCACUGGUCCCCAUCACCUCCCUGCCAACAGAUGAAAGGAGCGCUUCUCUUGAAGGUGAAAGUCACACGGAGAAAGUUGAACUGUUGAAUCCUGUCAAUCUAUCACUGGCGUGUACCUGGACAGGUAACCAGAACAAACUACCAAACAUAACUGGGUUCUGGAGAAAAGAUGGGGAUGAAGUUGAGAACAGCCAAGUCACAGUGCAACUGGAGGGCGAUCAGUAUAAACUCAAACGAGUGUUCAGCAUCGUCAGUGAAGAAAGCCUCGGGAGUUACUCAUGCGUGUUUGGAAGUGAAGAAGCAAAAAUAGAGUUUGUCUUGGCUGCUCCACAGAUCGGUGAGGUGCGAGAUAAGCCGAUAGUCAGCUAUGUGGGGGACUCUGGGGUGAUUGCAUGUAAAAUGGAGGAAACCAAACCGAAACCCAUCACCUGGAACUGGUACAAAGCAAAUGGUACAGACAAGGAGCAGAUCUUCGCCGUUGCAGAGCUUCUUCGCUAUGAGAUCAAAAACGAAGAGAGGAAGACCAAACUUGUGGUGCACAACCUGACGGAGGCUGACGGAGGCCUGUAUUACUGCGGUGCGGUGUACGCCAUCAGCACCACGAUGAGCCACGUGGAGCUGAAGGUCAUCAGCUUCCAGGAGCCUCUGAAGCCCUUCAUUGCCAUCGUGAUCGAAGUGAGCGUCCUGGUCGCCGCCAUUCUGCUCUACGAGAGAUGUCAGUCCAAGAAAAACUACACAGCAGGAAAUGGGACCAUUGACCAAACAAAUACAAUGACUCAGGGAGAAAAUAACGAACCAGAGGAAAGUUCUUCAGUGAGACAGCGGAAAAUUUAAAAAUUGCAAAUCCAACACAUCAAAGCUUCUUCAAAACUGUUGACGUAUUUUGAUUCUUUUCAAAUGUGAUUUGAAGCUUUAAAUUCAAAAUCUCAGCAACUAUUCUAUACGUGUGUUCACAAAAACAAAGUGCAAUAACCACCACUUAAUAACCGUCAGUGCUGUCGUGGCAGCAUUUACCUUUUACCUUUUAGUCUUAUGUACACCCACAUCCUGUGGGAAAAACUGACACGCAUCACACCUCUCCCUCGAACAGGAAGUGCAUUUCUUGCUUUUUGGUAUCAACUUAAACCUCAACUUCUCUUUACUUCUGUUAUUAAUGUGUUAUGGUUUGUGAGCAGUGCCUUACACCGUAAAAAAAACAAAACACUCCCAUAACCAUUCAUACUGUGCUUGCAACAAUUUUGCAGUUUGUCCUUGUAGUGAACAUGCUGUGUAAUGCCAUAAUAGCGUGUAUAUCAAGAUAUUUCAUCAUAUAUGCAAAUGCUUGUGUGUUUUUCAUGUUAAUGUACAAAAAAGAUGGUCAGAAAAGGUCAUUUUUCACCCUAAUCAUGACUUCAACCGUCUGUAGCUGUUAACCUGAACCUGUCACCUGCCAGUGUGCGUGUGAACAUGCAAAUUAAAAAUACACAAGUCACUGCCUGAAAUAACUAUCAACGCCAUUGUGUUAGCCGAUAUGGAGACAGAGCUCACUUAAAGGGGAACGCCACCAAUUUUCUGUUCACAGGGCUUGUUGAGAACUACUGCACAUAAGAAAUGAAGUUGUAAAAACCUUUAUGUGGCUCCAGAGGGACAAGGAGGAAGAAUAUGUGGAAUAAAAGAUACCUCUGGUUCUGCUGCAUCGA
Messenger RNA from Anarrhichthys ocellatus (wolf-eel), 1829 nucleotides. It is a transcript of the gene emb, whose product is annotated as embigin. Gene Ontology annotation, molecular function: cell adhesion molecule binding. The transcript has 9 exons. The record is from RefSeq and is a predicted model, not a curated record. Gene Ontology annotation, biological process: cell-cell adhesion. Gene Ontology annotation, cellular component: plasma membrane; cell-cell junction. NCBI's taxonomy places the organism in Eukaryota, Metazoa, Chordata, Actinopteri, Perciformes, Anarhichadidae. Bases 55 to 984 code for a protein of 309 amino acids.